CUCCACUGGUGGUGCGUUCAGGAGCAUCGUUAUUCCCAGUGAUUCCUCGGAUCAGCAGCAGCAGCACCAGCAGCGUCUUGUCUUGUUGAAAGCGGAGAUUCCCCUCCGCCAGCAGCAGCAGCAGCAGCAUCCAUUUAAGAGCCACAGUGAUCAGUUCACUACAUCACCUCUGUCUUUCCUCGGAUUCGCUGCUUUCCACCGAGAUGCCGCCGUCGAGCAACGGCGAGGAUUUGUCGGGGAGAGCCGAUGCCAGAGGACACAUUCCCCGCGUAUUUUUUCGAGCGUGACUGGAAGGGAGCGGAGCGGCGAUGGAUGAGGCCACGAGGAGACAAAUAAAAUUUUGAUAUUUGCUGAGUUUAGCUGGCUAACGCUAGCACGCUAACGUUAGCUAGCCCUCAGCUUUGAUGGCUGUGUUCUCCUCCCCGUUCACCGGCCAAUCUGGUCUUUUCCUCCAUCAUUAAACACCCCUUAAUGCCUUGUUUUUAUGGAUGUUAAGACAUGCUGGAGGCACCGAGGACAUUUCUAACAAGAAGAAAAUCAUCGUAACGAGAUACUAGCCUCCCAGGGGCAACGCUAGUUAGCAGCGAGCAUCAAUAACCUUCACUUUUUAUUUUUCUCCUGCUCAUCGAUGAAGAUGCUGGCAGCGGAGGAGUGUGUCUAGGGGUGAACUUGAACUCGCAUGGACACUCACUCCAUGAAGGUCAUGAUACCGAAAGAAUGAUCAUGCUGGAAAAACAGAGCUCGACACAGGAGAUCGGCGAGGAGGCCGAGGAGGACGCCAUAUUCACCAUCACGCUGAGGAAGGUGCAGCUCCACCAGUCAGCCAGUAAGGGGCAGCGAUGGUUGGGUGUGGACACAGACUCCGCCCUGAGCCUCUACGAGACCUGCAAAGUGCGGACCAUCAAGGCCGGCACGCUGGAGCGGCUGGUGGAGUACAUGGUGACGGCCUUCAGGGGCAAAGACUCCACUUACGUCACCAUCUUCCUUUGCACCUACCGGUCCUUCGCCACCACCAGGCAGGUGCUGGAUCUCCUGCUCAACAGGUAUGCCAAGCUUCAAAAUGUGCCUGCAGCCUCAGCACACAGAGUCUCCCAGGAUGACUGCACAGAGCUGAGGAACACCGUUUCGUCCAUCCUGGGUGCGUGGCUGGACCAGUACUCUGAGGACUUCUGGAGCCCUCCAAACUACGAAUGUUUGCACCAGCUCCUGUCCUACCUUCACCUUCACUUCCCUGGCUCGGACCUGGAGCGCCGCGCCCGCAACCUGCUGGCCCACUUCCACCGCCGGCAGCAGUGUGAGCCUGAUCCUGAUGGGGAACACAUCGGCUGCCCGUUCGCUACGCAGGAAGAGAGCGGCUUUGAGGACGAGCUUCCUGCCUUCAGCUUCCUGUCGUUUGACCCCAUCAUGGUGGCGGAGCAGUUCACGCUCAUGGAUGCGGACCUGUUUAAGAAGGUGGUCCCCUACCACUGCCUGGGGGGCAUCUGGUCUCAGCGGGAUAAGAAGGGGAAGGAGCACUUGGCUCCCACCAUCAGGGCCACUGUGGCCCAGUUCAACUCUGUCACCAACUGUGUCAUCACCACCUGCCUGAGCAACCCGGCCCUGAAGCCCAAUCAGAGAGCUCGGCUGGUGGAGAGGUGGAUCGACGUGGCGCGGGAGUGUCGGAUCCUGAAGAACUUCUCCUCGUUGCGCGCCAUCCUCUCCGCCCUGCAGUGCAACGCCAUCCACCGCCUGAAGAGGACCUGGGAGGAGGUGUCACGGGAAAGCUUCAGAACCUUCCGGGAGCUUUCCGAGAUCUUCUCCGACGACAACAACUACUCACAGAGCCGGGAGCUGCUGGUGAAGGAGGGAACUUCCAAGUUCGCAACUUUGGAAAUUAACCCCAAGCGAGCUCAGAGGAGACACCAGCAGCAGAGAGACCUGGGGGUGAUGCAGGGGACGAUUCCUUACCUGGGGACCUUCCUGACGGACCUGGUGAUGAUGGACACUGCCAUGAAGGAUUACACUGAGGGUGGACUCAUCAACUUUGAAAAGAGAAGAAAGGAGUUCGAGGUGAUCGCUCAGAUCAAGCUGCUCCAGCUGGCCUCCAACAACUACAGUUUCACUCAGGACAGCCACUUCAGGGAGUGGUUCGCAGGCGUGGAGAAGCUCAGCGAGGCCGAGAGCUACAACCUGUCCUGUGAGAUCGAGCCUCUGUCCGAGUCUGCCAGCAACACCCUCAGAACCAAGAAGAACGGAGGCAUCAUGAAGCGCUGGAGCGACCGACAGCUGACGGAGGCGUGCUCCAGCGGCGGCGCCGGGUCUCAUUCCAAGUCCUUCGACCACUCGCACUACAGGCCGUACCAAGGGGGAGGGGGGGACAGCGGCGACGCGCUCAGCGUCACCUCUGUCAGCUCCAGCGGUUCAGACCUGGAGGACGUCAACGCCAGCUUCCUGUCAGACUCACCGGAAGGACAUGAGAGGAAGACGUCGACUCCGUCAGUGAAACUCACCGUCUCUGCUCUGGGAAGAGAAGCUCCAGCAGCAGACACCACCUCAACGUUCUGGGAGUGUACGUCUCUGUCGUCCCUGGACACCUCUGGGAUGGGGUCCAGCUCCGGUUCAGCCUCGGGCUCCAGCAGCGCCUCCUCCUCCUCCGUCUCCUGCUCCACCCCGCUGUCGGCCUCUCGCUCCCACAAACGCUCGGUGUCGGCGGUGUCCAACUACUCCACCCUGUCGCUGCCGCUCUACAACCAGCAGGUGGACGACUGCUGCAUCAUCAGGGUCAGCCUGGACGUGGAGAACGGCAACAUGUACAAGAGCAUCCUGGUGACGAGUCAAGACAAGACUCCAGCGGUGAUCAGGAAGGCCAUGAUCAAACACAACCUGGACCGAGAGAAGGCCGAGGACUACGAGCUGAUGCAGAAAAUCUCUGAGGACAAAGAGCUUCGGAUCCCAGACAACGCCAACGUCUUCUACGCCAUGAACUCCACUGCCAACUACGACUUUGUGCUAAAGAAGCGCGGCCCGGCCCGGCCCAUGCGGGCCAGAAACGUGGCCAGCUCCACGCUUCCUCGAAUGAAACAGAAGGGACUGAAAAUUGCUAAAGGGAUUUUCUGAGUUGAGACUCACCACUUUCUGCCUCCGGCCCACCGGACUCCUUAAAUCCCCCGUUGGGUCUUCACUCCUCAGCGGAGACCUUUCAUGAUGAAGAGUGUUGGAGACAAACUGACCUGCUGCAUCAGAGUUUGGGUCCAGACCAGAGCAGACGUGACCAACACACCUUUCUGUGGAGUAGCAGAAAGCAGGGGAGCACCUUAGCACUUAGAUGCAGCAACUUUACAAGCGAGGCUGGAAGUUCAGGACAGAAGAAAGAACUACUCAGACUUCCUCGUUAGCUUCCACAGUCUCGCAGGAAACAUCCCACGUUUGGUUUACAACUGUUUACAUCUCAGCACCACCCCUCCGGCUCCUCCGUCAACCACCUGGUUCCAUAAUAUCACUUUCAUCCGUCUUCAGCGCGCUUUGCUGAGAUGGAGACUGCGUAAACGCGACGCCAUGGCGACCAAACACAAAUGAAUGUGUUAUUUUUCCUGCAGUGAGCGCCGCCUCUCGCUGGGAUGCAGCUUCCACUCCAUCAGCUGGACAAGGAGGGAAAAACUUUAAAAAUGGCGUCUAAAGCCGUGAAUCACACACCACUGUUUCCUUUUUUAUGAAUGAACUGUGACCACUACACGCGAAGGACCAGAGGGACCACGCCUCACCGGACGGAGCUGAAAACAAACCGAGUGUAAAUAUGACUUAACACCAUCUGUGCAGUAAAUUCUUUUCAUUUGUGAUUUUUUGUUAAUAGACUCACAAUAUCAAGACUUUUUAUGUUUUCAUUCUUUUGCUUUGAACAUUUUUGUAUCUCUGCUCUGAUACGGUGCUGCUACUCGUCCCUCGCAGCGUUCGCACCUGCUGCUCUUCACCUGCGCUUUCUCCUCUUCAUCAGCCGCCAUGUUGGAAGAAAGCAAGAACAGAUCUGACCUGCCAGGUGGAAACGUAACAGACCAGCCCGGAAAAGAUCCGAUGAAAUCAGUGACUUAGAAAGAAAAAUUCAUUCACUUGUUAAAUAGACAAAUAUCAGGAAAAAACGGCCGAGUUCAGCCAGAAAACCAGUUUCACCAAAAAUAUCUUCCACUGAUUAUUAUUGUCAAAGAAAGGGGAAAAUUGAGAAACUGUUUUAACUGUAAUAUUUAAUAUCAAAUUCAGUUCAAUAACAGAAAAGUCUCCAAUAAAAAGAGGAAAAUUGAAAAACUAAGAAAAAAAAAAACAAGCUCUUAAAACAAACUAUUAAAAAUAAAAAAUAAAAAUUAUGGAUGGAUUAAAUGAAAUUAAAAGUUUAAUUAGUUAAGGGUGUACGCUGCCUACUGACCAGCUGCUGGGAUAAGCCUAAUUUAAUUAGGUUUAAAUGUCAAAUAUAUUCAAAAUAUUUAAUAAAUUUUGACUUUAGUAAGUCCAUUUAAAAGCUACAUGUGUUCUUUCCCUCCAGCAGCAGCGAAGGCUUCUUCACUUGUUCCUCAGGUGAUUUUAUUUUCAGAUAAUUCACCUUAAAAAUCAGCUUUUUUCCCAGAAACCUGCAGGAGAGCAGCUCUGGAGUCAGCAUUCCUACAAGUAAGGAAUAGAAAGAGUUUCCAUCAGGUUUCCUCCCGAUGCGGUUCAGGACCCUCUGAUCCGUCUCUGGCGGUUCGGUUCUUCCAACAUGGCGGCUCAUCCUUCGUAUCGGUAGCGACUUUCCAAAUGUGCCAUGAGAGGCGGCGAGCUGCAGAUUUAUCCUGCAGAGCAUCGAAGCAUCGAUGUAUCAGUCGUCCUCGCCGGCCUUCGUACCAACAGCACCUGCGAAUGAUUUGCUCCCAUCAGACAUCAGAAACGUUGAGGAAGCCGUCGGAUGAACGACGCGACACUGCCAAGCUGCACGCGAGGAACAAACUUCCUUCUGUCCUGUUUCCGUAAAGGAAACCUCCAGCCAUGUUUCUUUCCUCCCUGUGGACGCCCGCGAGGACAGAGUUAAAGGGCUUGUUUUCACGACUGCGCCAACAAAUUUGUGCCAAGCUGUUAAAAACAGUGUCUGAGGGAAGGUGGAGCACAUGUUGUUGCACAGCAUUCUGGGAAAUGUAGGAAACUUCAACAACACUUUGAAGGUUGGAUUUUUUCUGAUUCUUUCAUAUCAAAACAGCUGCCAUGUUUUGCCUUUUUAUUUUUCCAUCUGCGUGACGUCCACGAUUAUCAUAACAAUCAAACGAAUGAAGCAUCUCGAAGGAAAAUAAAAACAAAAACAGCUGUGAAAACAAGUCGGAUGAGCAGCAGGCGGCGCUGUGGAUGUCGUCAUGGAAACCUGUCGCUGUCAACACUGUGACCCUCGAGCCUUUCACUCUGCCCGUUGAUUGGCGCAUCUUGUCGAGCACUGUGAACCGUCCCCCCCCCCCCCCCCCCCCCCAUGCUGUCGUCGUCAUGGUAACCAUCCGUCCCUCUCAUCUUCGAACAGGCUUGACCCGACAUGUGCCAAAAAAAUGAACAAGGAAGCAGAAAAAAGGUUGAACAGACGAGACGUCUGCCUUUCACAGUGGAAAAGUUUAAAAAAAAGCUUGUAUGUCAGGUUUUUCUGGAGGGAAAAGGGUGAAACAAGAAAAAAGAAACAUCUGGACCCAUUUAUCUGUGCAGGAUUUCUGAAACUUGAAGCGUUUGUCUGAAGCUGCAGAUGAAGCUGAAGUAGAAACAAGAAAAAGUUCUCUUUUCAACAUUUCACAUUCUCAGUUACUAAAUAUCUCAACAUUCACUGUGUCACAGACUUUCCAUCAGUUUAAACCUUCAGUCUCUCCUUAUCCUACAGGACAUUAAACGCAUCACAGUGUUUGAUCCCCCCUAUCACCUAAAUUUAUUCACAAUUAAAUGAAAUACAGUUUAAAAUAAGGGGGGGAAAAGUCUGGAAUAAGAUGAAAUAUUAAAUGCAAAGUCAAUUAAUGAUUAAUUAAUAUAAAUAAUACAUAAAUUAUGGUAUUUAAAAAAUAUUUUAUUUUUAUUUGCAACAGUAGGUGUGAAGGGGUUUAAUUCAUUUUGAUGUUUGCUCAUCAAACUCAUUUUAAAAUCGUUUCUGGUUGUGGUUUGAUGGGGACUACUUUCAGCGGUGGAUGGAUACGUUGACAGAAAGCUUCUCUGUCCUGUUUGGUUGGAGUUAAAUCUCCAAACAGAGGUUUCUGCAGCAGCUCCGUCUCAGACGUCCCGUCUGCUGGUUGCUCAGAGAAAGUACUUUUCUUCUUUCGUGCUUACGUGUGGACCUUUCUGAUGGAUUUGUGACCCGCGAGGUCGUCGUGAUGAACUGGUCUGUGUGUCGUCGCUGCCCGUGUUGAACAUGAUGUACCACAUGUGAUUUGACCCAAUUCUGUGAAUUUGAACAAAAACAGCUGUGUUUAGAAGAAGAAAAAAACAAAAAGAAACUGGAAAACAGCUGACGUGGUGUGUGUGUGUGUGUGUGUGUGUGUGUGUUCUGUUUAAGUUUCCCUGAUCCUCGCUCAGGUGCCAUUCUCCAUUUUAACAGAAGGAUUUCAGAACUUUUUCUAACUGCAGUUUACUCUUUGGUUUACUUUGGUUUACUAAGAACACGAAACCUGUAAAAAAUCAACUCUUUGGUUAUGUCUUUGUUUAUUUAUUGAUUUGUAUAUAGAGCUUUUGUUUUGCAUUGUACAUUCCCUCCUUUCUUGGUUAUAGAUUAAUAUAUUCAUGUAUAUACAAAUAAACAUUACGUUUAUAAAAGUG
This is a messenger RNA of Melanotaenia boesemani (Boeseman's rainbowfish), 6771 nucleotides long. RefSeq names its product ral guanine nucleotide dissociation stimulator-like. The coding region runs from base 718 to 3096 and encodes 792 amino acids. Gene Ontology annotation, biological process: Ras protein signal transduction; positive regulation of GTPase activity. Gene Ontology annotation, molecular function: guanyl-nucleotide exchange factor activity. The record is from RefSeq and is a predicted model, not a curated record. Gene Ontology annotation, cellular component: plasma membrane. The transcript is spliced from 18 exons. Lineage: Eukaryota; Metazoa; Chordata; Actinopteri; Atheriniformes; Melanotaeniidae.